Colletotrichum lupini is the source of this 396-nucleotide messenger RNA. RefSeq lists its product as uncharacterized. NCBI's taxonomy places the organism in Eukaryota, Fungi, Ascomycota, Sordariomycetes, Glomerellales, Glomerellaceae. The record is from RefSeq and is a predicted model, not a curated record. The transcript is spliced from 5 exons. The coding region runs from base 1 to 396 and encodes 131 amino acids.
AUGAAAAGCGAGUAUCAAGUAGUCGCGACGGAGCUUCAAGUGCAGCAGUGGCAGCUCACAAGUCUCAAUGAUACCACGAGGGUCAAUGUGUCGCGCAAAGCUCAGAUUCCUACAGCACCUGGAGAGCUCCUUGCGCCACCUCAGGUACCUUCCUUCCUUCAGCUUGUGACUUUCCCUGCACCGACCGUUCACGCGCCUGCGGCAAGCCAUACUUCCAAGGUUGAAGGACAAGCACCUCUCGUUGCUGCUGAGCUCCACACUAAAAUUCCCGGCAUCUCGAAAAGCGUCGCCCGCGCAGACCACUCACGACCGAACAAACGAGCAGAUCCGGUCGCCUUUCGCCAACGCGACAGCUUCGCGGCCUCCCCUCAUCUCAUGACAUCAACAGCUUUUUGA